GUAGUAGGGAAGUACUCGUUAGCGCACAUUGUCGUCAGCGGUCGGCGCACAAACUCUGCGAGCAUCCACUAGUCUCUCUCUGUUGCGUACGAGAUCUGGAAGACCGAGGAGGAGAGUUCAUUCCGCUACAGUCAUCCAUGGCUCUGUGCAACGGAGAAACCAAGCUGGACAUCAGCAGCGUUGAGCCUCAGAAUGGUUCAUGUGAGGGGGCGGUGGUCAUCCUGGAUGCCGGGGCUCAGUACGGCAAGGUGAUUGACAGGCGGAUCAGAGAGCUGUUUGUUCGCUCAGAGAUACUCCCACUAGAGACGCCAGCCUUCGCCAUCAGAGAACAAGGCUUCAGAGCCAUCAUUAUCUCUGGUGGUCCUAACUCUGUGUAUGCUGAGGAUGCCCCCUGGUUUGACCCUGCCAUAUUCACCAUUGGAAAGCCUGUCCUGGGUAUCUGUUAUGGAAUGCAGAUGAUGAAUAAAGUUUUUGGAGGAACAGUACACAGGAAGAGUGUGAGAGAGGAUGGAGUGUUCAACAUCGGAUUGGACAACACCUGCUCUCUCUUCAGGGGCCUGCAGAAAGAGGAGCCGGUGUUGUUGACUCAUGGGGACAGUGUGGACAAGGUGGCCGAUGGCUUCAAGGUGGUGGCCCAGUCAGGGAGCAUCAUUGCAGGUAUUGCCAACGAGCAGAAGAAACUGUACGGAACCCAGUUUCACCCGGAAGUGGACCUGACAGAGCGGGGCACAGAGAUAUUACGUAACUUCCUGUUUGAAAUCGCCGGCUGCACUUCCAACUUCACCGUCCAGAACCGCCAGCAGUCCUGCAUCACAGAGAUCCAGGAGAAAGUUGGCAAGUCCAAAGUACUGGUUCUGCUGAGUGGCGGGGUGGACUCCACGGUGUGUACGGCCCUGCUGAACAAAGCUCUGAACAAGGAGCAGGUGAUCGCGGUACACAUCGACAAUGGCUUCAUGAGGAAAAGAGAGAGCCAGAGCGUUGAGGAGGCCCUCACCAAACUGGGCAUCAACCUCAAAGUGGUGAACGCAGCACACACCUUCUAUAACGGCACGACGACCCUGCCCAUCUCCGACGAAGACCGGACGCCACGGAAACGCAUCAGCAAGACCCUCAACAUGACCACCAACCCUGAGGAGAAGAGGAAGAUCAUCGGAGACACCUUCGUCAAGGUGGCCAAUGAGGUGAUAGGUGAGAUGAACCUGAAGCCGGAGGAGGUGUUCCUAGCCCAGGGCACCCUUAGGCCAGAUCUCAUAGAGAGUGCUUCUCAUCUCGCCAGCGGCAAGGCAGAGGUCAUCAAAACACACCACAACGACACAGAGCUCAUCCGCAAGCUCAGAGACGAGGGAAAAGUCAUUGAGCCGCUGAAGGACUUCCAUAAGGAUGAGGUUCGGGCACUGGGCAGAGAACUGGGACUGCCAGAGGACAUUGUCUGUCGACACCCUUUCCCUGGUCCUGGCCUGGCCAUCAGAGUGAUCUGUGCAGACGAGCCCUACAUCUGUAAGGACUUUGCUGAGACCAACAACAUCCUCAAGAUCAUCACAGACUUCUCUGCCAUGGUCAAAAAGCCCCACACGCUGCUGCAGAGAGUGAAGUCGUGUAUAUCAGACGAGGAGGAGGAGAAACUCCUGCAGAUCACCAGUGUUCAUUCACUCAAUGCCUUCCUGCUGCCAAUCAAGACUGUGGGAGUCCAGGGUGACUGUCGGUCCUAUAGCUAUGUGUGUGGGGUCACCAGUAAAGAGGCUCCACACUGGGAAUCCCUCAUGUUCCUGGCCAGACUCAUCCCUCGCAUGUGCCACACCAUCAACAGAGUUGUGUAUGUAUUUGGGUCCCACGUGAAGGAGCCCCCCACAGACAUCACCCCCACCUUCCUGACCACGGGCGUUCUCAGCACACUCAGACAGGCCGACUUCGUGGCCCACUCCAUCCUCAGAGAGUCUGGUUACUCUGGGAAGAUCAGCCAGAUGCCGGUCAUCCUGACCCCGCUGCACUUUGACCGCGAUUCCUCACAGAGGCAGCCGUCCUGUCGGCGCUCUGUGGUCGUCAGAACGUUCAUCACCAGCGACUUCAUGACCGGGAUACCUGCCACGCCCGGAAAGCACAUCCCGGAGGAGGUGGUGCUGAAAAUGGUGAAUGAGAUCAAGAAGAUCCCUGGCAUCUCCCGGGUGAUGUUUGACCUGACCUCCAAACCUCCCGGCACCACAGAGUGGGAGUAGAGCUCAUGGAGAGAGAGAGAGAGAGAGAAGGGAGAGAGAGCGAGAGAGAGAGAAGGGAGGUGUGG
Salvelinus namaycush (lake trout) is the source of this 2278-nucleotide messenger RNA. Its product is annotated as GMP synthase [glutamine-hydrolyzing]-like. Gene Ontology annotation, biological process: GMP biosynthetic process. Lineage: Eukaryota; Metazoa; Chordata; Actinopteri; Salmoniformes; Salmonidae. The transcript is spliced from 16 exons. The record is from RefSeq and is a predicted model, not a curated record. The coding region runs from base 138 to 2213 and encodes 691 amino acids. Gene Ontology annotation, molecular function: ATP binding; GMP synthase (glutamine-hydrolyzing) activity; GMP synthase activity. Gene Ontology annotation, cellular component: cytosol.